Molecule: messenger RNA, 2064 nt
Organism: Xylaria bambusicola
Lineage: Eukaryota; Fungi; Ascomycota; Sordariomycetes; Xylariales; Xylariaceae
Exons: 6
Coding region: 154-1497 (447 amino acids)
Cellular component (GO): cytoplasm; nucleus
Source: RefSeq, a predicted model, not a curated record
CUUUCUUUUUGAACAAAUGUAACUGUUCUGCUCCCGUCACUGGAGACUCACCAUCAUUUCCCCUUGUCUAUAUAUCGGCUUGAUUGUCUCCUUUUCCAAACUAAGUCACACAUACACUACCAACUGAACUACCAACGACUUCUUGACGCCCCCAUGGAGACGCCGAAGUUUCCACCCCCUCAGGAUGAGGGAGAGAAGCAAGUCUUGGCGAAACUCGUCGAGAUUCAGGAUAAAUUAUUACUUCGGAAGCUAGACCGUACCACCUAUGUCCGUACCCAAGAUGUUAUGACUCUGUACGAUGAGACUACCCAACAAGUCAAGCGUCUCAAUGAAAUCCGAAGUGGGAAGUCCGUUGAGGAAAACAGAGUCGAUAGAGUAGUGGAUAGCUGCUUUCAGCUGCUAUCACUCUUUUUCAUGACGAUUGGGCGGAACAACGAGGCCCCUGCGGCGUAUUCCCUCACAUCAACAAUCAAGCGGCUCUUGGACCACCUGACGGAAGCCGACUUGUUUUCCGCUAAAGAUUUGGACAGCAUGUCGCAUACUCUCGAGCAUCUAUCUGAGAUAGUACAUGAUAGCUCCUCAGACGAACCCAACCCAUGGCUCGAGGAUCUCAUUGCAAGCCGCAUCGAACGAUGUCGAGCAUCUCUCACCAAACUUCAGAAAAAGAUUGAAGAUAUUGCAGAACCGUUGAGACCUACAGCCGAGAAACUUGUCUCUAUACUGAGACAAAUGGCAAUGAUUAAUACGAAAUCAAAGUUCCAUCCUAAGGACAUACAUAAGUUCGAAUUACAACUCAAAGAGAUUGACGAGAUGAGGAAAGAUGGCAAUUUCGUCGAUGAACAGGGGAAUGUCCUGCAAGGCAGUGACGGGGUUGUAUCUUUACUUAAGAGAUGCCAAUUAUAUACAGGCGUAGUUCUGGAACGGGGCGGCAAAUUUCCCGACAAGUGGAGGCCAAUUUACGAUGUCCUCAUAAGCAUUCGAAACGAUCUCGAUAAAUUAUCCCUGACGCAGGCUUGGUCACUGCGAGAGACUGACCUAUACGACUUUCAACGACAGCUUGACAAGAUUGACGAAAGCCGCGUUGAUGGCAACUGGUUAGACGAAGAUGGCCAGCCUGCGGAGCUCUAUGUCCAACGGACAUUGUUGUAUCUCAUCCGUCGCUCAUAUGGUUACAUAUACCAUCUCAUGAUAUCGUCCGAACCAGUCUCCGAGGCGUUGCUACCAAUAUAUAAUCAACUACAAACACUGAAACGUUGCCUUCUCGAGGUGAAGAACAGUGGCGGUGUUAGCUCUGUUCGUGAGCUGUACCCAUACAGUAUGAAGCUUAAUUCCAUAGACAAUAUGAGAGUUGACGGCAAGUUUAUGGUUGCCGACGAUAUACCGGAAGGGCAAGGCAGUGUAAUAGGUCUGCUCUCUGAGUGCUUCGAAUUGAACUAUGAACUCAGGAUCGCAGCGGAGGAUGCUGCAUCAAGAGCACAGACACCAGAUGUUCGAUAAAUGUCUUUAACUGUACGGUACUUGUACCACAAAUUUAUGUUAUGAUAGGGAGCGGCGGAUAGCGCUCCAAUUUCCUCAUCAAGCAUACGAUAAUCCACACAACGUUGAGGCUUGCUUUGACAAGUGAAUUCUUUGCGCGCUAAUACUUCUAGUGAUAGUUUCGCAAAUUACCAGGCCGUUCGAGCUGUGCAAAGCGGUCAUGGGCAAUGAGUCAUUUGAUUUAGCAAGAAUUGUAAUUGUAUCUUGUACCAACGUUGGCAGUCAUUUCCACCUCGUCUAUCCCCUUUACCGUCUUCGGCACUAAGGGUUGCGGAAUGCAAACUUAGCCUACACGUUAUGAAACGGAUUAGUACUAUAUUUGUUGGCUCCGAGUGCUGCAUGGCAAUUCGUAACUUACAGGCCAGAUCUGUAUCUGCGAGCUAUAUGUCAGUGAAUGGAAUUUCGUGUAAAGGGCGAAGAGAGCUCAUGUAGAUGUUACAGAUGACAGAUAGGUAUUCAAGUAUUCAUAAAAGGAUGGUAAAAAAAACUCACCUUAUCCAUAUCCCAUACACCACUUGUUGCAUAUAU